AUGUUGGUGGUUCUACUGACAAUCGUCCUGCUGGCCCUGAGCUCAGUUCAGAGCUCAAGUGAAGAUCAAGGCAACCACACUCAGCCUCUUCCUCCUCACCCUGACCAAGGCAACCACACUCAGCCUCUUCCUCCUCAUCCAGGUCAAGGAAAUCAAACUCAUCCUCGUCCUCCCCACCCUAAUCAUGGCAACCAGACUCAGCCUCGUCCCCCUUACCCUGACCAAGGCAACCACACUCAGCCUCUUCCCCCUCACCCUGACCAAGGCAACCACACUCAGCCUCGUCCUCCUCACCCUAACCAUGGCAACCAGACUCAGCCUCAUCCCCCUCACCCUGACCAAGGCAACCACACUCAGCCUCGUCCUCCUCACCCUAACCAUGGCAACCAGACUCAGCCUCUUCCCCCUCACCCUGGCCAAGGCAACCACACUCAUCCUCGUCCUCCUCACCCAGACCAAGGCAACCAGACUCAGCCUCUUCCCCCUCACCCAGACCAAGGCAACCACACUCAUCCUCUUCCCCCUCACCCAGACCAAGGCAACCACACUCAGCCUCUUCCCCCUCACCCUGACCAUGGCAACCAGACUCAUCCUCUUCCUCCUCACCCUGAUCAUGGCAACCAGACUCAUCCUCUUCCUCCUCACCCUGACCAAGGCAACCACACUCAUCCUCUUCCCCCUCACCCUGACCAAGGCAACCAGACUCAUCCUCUUCCUCCUCACCCUGACCAUGGCAACCAGACUCAUCCUCUUCCUCCUCACCCUGACCAUGGCAACCAGACUUAUCCUCUUCCUCCUCACCCUGACCAUGGCAACCAGACUCAUUCUCUUCCCCCUCACCCAGACCAAGGCAACCACACUCAUCCUCUUCCUCCUCACCCUGACCAAGGCAACCAGACUCAGCCUCUUCCUCCUCACCCUGACCAAGGCAAUCAGACACACCCUCGUCCUCCUCACCCAGGCCAUCAACAUAUACCACAGCAAGAUGGAGGCAACCAGAUAGGAUCUCAUCCGCCUCAUCCUGACUACUGA
Messenger RNA from Mastomys coucha (southern multimammate mouse), 1032 nucleotides. Its product is annotated as basic salivary proline-rich protein 4-like. NCBI's taxonomy places the organism in Eukaryota, Metazoa, Chordata, Mammalia, Rodentia, Muridae. The transcript is spliced from 3 exons. The coding region runs from base 1 to 1032 and encodes 343 amino acids. The record is from RefSeq and is a predicted model, not a curated record.